Messenger RNA from Scomber scombrus (Atlantic mackerel), 3662 nucleotides. It is a transcript of the gene tapbp.1, whose product is annotated as TAP binding protein (tapasin), tandem duplicate 1. Gene Ontology annotation, biological process: antigen processing and presentation of endogenous peptide antigen via MHC class I. The record is from RefSeq and is a predicted model, not a curated record. NCBI's taxonomy places the organism in Eukaryota, Metazoa, Chordata, Actinopteri, Scombriformes, Scombridae. Gene Ontology annotation, cellular component: membrane. The transcript has 8 exons. Bases 208 to 1542 code for a protein of 444 amino acids.
UACAAUUCUGACUGACUGUGGAGUUUUUAUUCAGAAAUUAUGACCGGAACUUGAUCAUAUUUUUUUUGUCUGACUUGUCAAAAGUGAAAGUAAAAAUGAUCGUGUGGAGUUGAAGGGGAAAACCAUCGAUAUACGCACUGCUUUUUCCCGUCUGAUACACGCAGAGAGAAACUCCUGAAAGCAGAGAAACACAAAAGAAAUACAAACAUGACGGACUUCUCUACAAUUUACAAACUCUCUCUGGUUGCUGUUGCCUGCUUCGUCCAAGCCUGCAGCAGCAGCAGCAGCUGUCCCGUGGUGGACUGCUGGUUUGUGCAGGAGAAAGCGGGUCGAGGAGGAGGUCUAACUGCACCCACGACUCAGGAGAAAUCCCUGCUUUUCAUCGGGACAGAGGCUCACAGUGAGAGUCCCAAAACCCAGCAGGCUCCACCCGACAUCAGCCCUGACAGAGUCUACUUUGUCACCGACCCAGAUGCCACUCUUUGCCACCGUUCUCUCAACCCUCCCAAAGGUUCCAUCAAGAAGCCCCAGUGUGAGAUCAACCCCUUCCAGCCGCAGAUCUCCAGCCUCAAAUGGGCCGCUCCGCUCACAGAGUCCGCCCUCAGCCCCAUAUACCUGCAAGCUGACUGGAUUUCAACAGCCAUUCAAGGGCUCAACAAACAGCUGGGUGUUUCCAGCAUCAUGCGUGCACCCACGGGAUCCAAAGAGCAUGACGUCGUCCUGAGUGUGACAACUAAAACAGUGUCAGUGCAGUCCAGACUUGGGGAACCAGUGCUGCUGGACUGCGGCUUCUGGACAGACCCCACUUCACCUUUGUAUGGGUCUGGUUUCGCUGUCGAGUGGCGCUAUCAGUUCAGAGGAGAUGGACGGCUGGUUCUGGCUUAUGACGGCAAGGCAGACCGCUUGGCUGAUACUCAAGAGGAAGGUGCCACGCUGGACUUUGACAGUUUGCAUGAGAAGGGAAAUGCAUCCCUGAUCCUACAGGAGGCUCAAGUGCGUCACUCUGGGACGUACAUCUGCACAGUGUAUCUGCCUUACCUUCUGGCUCAGGUGGCGGUGGAGCUUGAGAUUGUAGAACCUCCAUCCCUCUCCAUCCACCCCUCCCCUCUGCCCCUUUCUGUUCCCGGCCAGAUUUUGACCGUCCAGUGUGACGCGUCCGGCUUCGCCCCUCUCUCCCUGGAGCUGAGCUGGGAGUUCAAAGACACUGAUGGGAAGUCCAGACCUCUGGGAUCAGGUAGCGUAACGGGCCACAGGCAGGCCUGGGACGGCACGUUUAGCCAGAGCAGCCGACUGGAGCUCGACACAUCCAAGCUGGACCUGGGCAGAGGGGGAGAGGUCACCUGUGUGGCCGUCCAUCCUGGAGGCACACGACGGGCCAGCAUGACCCUCAAUUUCAUUGGGUUCAGCACUCCGUCCAUUGAGGACUCGAUGGCGAUGGUUGGUGUGGCGCUGGUGCUCUACGGUCUUAUCAAGUUUGUCUCUUGGACCUUCACCGGCUCAGGCUCAGAUGAGGCUAAUAAAAAAGACAAGAAAGAGAAGUAAAGAAGAAAGAAGCCAGCUGAUGUGAAACCACAGUACUGAACUUGCUUGCCUUUCUGUUUUGAUAUCUUGGAUAGGGUUUUCACAGUGAAUGUCCACUUGUUAUUGUAGACAGAUGUGUUGUUUUUUUACUGCUUGCAUAGAGAUUAAUCUGUGCAUACUUUUACUAUUGCGUUGUGGUUUUUCACAGAUUCAUUGGGAAGCUUGAUUGUGCUCAUACUCAUUCUGUUCUUGCUCAAAUAGUCAUGAUAUUUCUUUGAUCCUUUCCUCUUUAAAGGGAUAUAGCUGUAAUAUCAUAUUGACCUUCCACUGCAAACAUUAUUUUAUUUAUGUUUUUGUGUCUAAGUGACUUUUGGGGAUAACAAUUUUGAACAGGUUCAGUAAUAACCUGCAAAACAAGCUGCAACUUAAACCAAUGAGACAAUAAGUGCCCGACAGUGUACGUCCACUCAGAGUGCUUAUUUUGUGCCAAUGACAGGCUCAGACUGUUGUGUCAACAUUAUUAUCAGAUUAUAUGUGCCAACAUUAUGAAAAAACAUUUUUUCCUUUUGAUUUUAUCCAGUCUGUUUCUUGUUGUUGUGUCUAACCAUGUUGAAACCCGUGAGAGUUGAGAGGUUGUGAAAAUCAGCUAAAUAUUCAGCUGUGACAGAGUUGGAGAGAGGAGUGCUGGGAGGAGUUUUAUGUGUCUGAGUAGAGAAAGAGUUAUCUUAGUGUUAUCUAAAAGAUUUUCAAAGUUAUGGCUGAAUAUUUGACUGCUUACAAUACCUCAACUCUUGAAGGUUGUUAGAGCGAGACUUGUCUUUGAGCGUGACUCUGUAAGAGAUAGCAACAAACAGACCAGAUCAAGUGAAAUAUAAGAGAAAAAAGUUUUAUUUCAGACACUUAUAAUAACAAUCUGACCCUGUCGGUAGCAAAAGCAGGCACUUUUAGUGGACGUACACUCUCUGACCUCUUUAUUCCGUGCACCUGUGAAAUCUAAUUAAAUCCAAUACAACAGCACCACUUUAAAUUCCACAUUUAUGAAGUUUAUACAUUUUCAGUUUUUGUUAACAUUUUUAGGAAGGUGAUAAUUCUACUUUAUGUUUAUUACUGAGGUCAUAGUGGGUGAUGGUGGUGUUUUAGGGUGCAUUAUAUUGAAUGGCGUUCUUAAUAUUUCCAUUAACAUACAUGACGGGGGCAAAAUAUUAGGAACACCAGUCAAUAUAAUUCACCCCAGUACACCACCAACACUUAGUAUGACCUCAGUAAUAGCAAAAACUGUUGUUCCCAUUAGUCACUUGGGCACACAAUGAUGGGAAAAGAGGGUCCAAGUUGAAAAAUAAAAAGUUUCCCUUGUUAAACUAUCUUGGAAAAGACCCAGAAACUUGUGUUGAAAAAUGAGCUUUAAUAAGGAGGUGUUAAUGCUUUCAUGUGAUGCACCCCUUUAUGUAUAUGAGUGAAGAAAAAAGCAAUAAUGAACUUUGAAGGAAUUGAAAAAGUUUGGCCCAGUGUGGGUGGGUUUAAACAUCUCAGCAUAAAAAAAGAGGUGAAAUAUCUUAUUUUGCUGAUCUUAAAAUGUCCAAACCCACAAACUGAACCCUGUUGUAAAUACAGAGAAUAUAAUGUAUGUACAGUAUAUUCGGACAUUUUUCUUAUACGUGUAUUGUGAGGAUAUUCACAUCACAUGUUGGUUUAUUUUAUUUGUUGCUCUAUUUUAUUUUCGUGUUGUCCAAACUGUGGUAGGAAUGAUGCUCUCACUAAGAUCUUCAUUUGGGCUGUUGUGAAGGAGGAAAUGUGAAGGUCAUGGUACAAAGAGAGAACACAAUUUCACUAGGAGAAAAUCCAAAAGAUGUGUUAGAGUUUGAAAACCAUAAUUGACUACUGCUUUUUUAGGGAAAUAAAAUGUUUUUCUUAAAGUAUGCUGCCAGUUUCCUGUUUGUAAUUGAGUGUCUUGUUCAUCACAACUGUGAAUCACAUUGAUAAAAUCAUGUGAAAACACUCACAUGAACAUUUAUGAUGGGAUCAUCAUGAGGAGGAAACAGGAGUAUUUUCACAGACUGUUACGGUUGUGGUAUUUUUUUUCUUGCUGUCAAGUGUGCAGGGAUGACAUUUUGUUUUUAAAAAUAAACCCUUCUUGAUGACCU